AACAACAUUUCACUUUUAAUGCGCAGUUGAAGACUGAGCCAUGGAUCUGUGCACUUUUCUUCUUCUUCUUGCUAUCUCUUUGGCUGGUGGGAUGGAUAGUGGUAUUAUUGGAGGGAAAGUUGCUAAACCUCAUUCAAGACCAUACAUGGCAUUCAUACAGAACAAAUUUGAGGCAUGUGGAGGGAUGCUGAUCAGAGACGAUUACAUUCUGACAGCGGCUCACUGUUUGAACAACAAUGAUCGGAGUCACUUUGAGGUUGUACUUGGAGCCCACAACAUCAGCAAACAUGAGAAAAGCCAGCAGAGGAUUCAAGUAAAAAAACAUAUCCAGCAUCCUAUGUUUCUAAACAGCAACAAUGAAAAGGACUACAGCUAUGAUAUCAUGUUGCUAAAGUUGAAGAACAAAGCUAAGAUCAACAAAUUUGUUAAAGUUUUGUCUCUUCCUAAAAAAAAUGAGAAACUUCCAGAAAAUGUCAAAUGCUCAAUAGCUGGCUGGGGGACGAAAGAAUCAAAUGGAAAUAAGCCAUCAGAUGUACUGGAGGAAGUCACUGUCAAACUGCAGAACAACCAUGAAUGUGAAAGAAAAUGGCAGCAACAUUUUAACCCUGAAAGAAUGUUCUGUAGUGUCUCAGAUGGGAAACAUGCUUUUUGCAGGGGCGAUUCAGGAAGUCCUCUUAUCUGCAAUACUAAACCACAAGCAAUUGCUUCAUAUACUGUGAAAAAAGACUGUUUACAUACACAUCCUCAGGUUUUCGUAAAAAUCUCCUGCUUCCUUCCUUGGAUUAAAAAGAAUAUGGUUUAA
Messenger RNA from Danio rerio (zebrafish), 802 nucleotides. It is a transcript of the gene gzm3, whose product is annotated as granzyme 3, tandem duplicate 1. Lineage: Eukaryota; Metazoa; Chordata; Actinopteri; Cypriniformes; Danionidae. Gene Ontology annotation, cellular component: extracellular region. The record is from RefSeq and is marked provisional. Gene Ontology annotation, molecular function: peptidase activity; hydrolase activity; serine-type endopeptidase activity. Gene Ontology annotation, biological process: proteolysis.